Molecule: messenger RNA, 426 nt
Organism: Blepharisma stoltei
Lineage: Eukaryota; Ciliophora; Heterotrichea; Heterotrichida; Blepharismidae
Source: the annotation of a GenBank genome assembly
AUGGGAAAGAUUAAAGAAGUAUGGCUAUUUCUUCAAGCAAUUGCGUGCUUUAGGCUUGCUCAGUAUUAUUUAUAUGAUUUUCGAGUUGCGGUAGGCCCUUCAAUGCUUCCUACUAUUUCAGAUGCAGGCGAUGUGCUAUUGAUUGAUAAAUUGACGCCAAGAAUCAGAAGUUUGAAAAAAGGAGAUGUGAUUUUGGCAGAAAAUCCUAUGAAACCUAACAAUCAGCUUUGCAAAAGAGUUAUAUGUGGGCCUGGAGAGGUGGCUGAGGUUGAUGGCCAGGAGUAUUUGGUGCCUGAAGGGCAUAUUUGGAUUGAAGGGGAUAAUAAAUCGCAAUCAUUUGACUCAAGGAACUUUGGUCCAAUAUCUAUAGGACUUGUUGAAGGAAAAGUUGCAUAUAAAUUAUGGCCUAAAAUUGAAAAGUUAUAA